GCAUUAAAUAACGUUUUUAAAUCCUUCUGUCGUAGUAAGAGUUAUAUAAUAACGCAUACACAAUUUAUGGGCUGUAAGUAACUGACAACCGCAAUUAUUUGGCACCUGAGGCUAUGCAAUUUAAGAAUGAAGAUGAUGGGGCGCGCUUCUAAAAUACAGGAAAUUGCAAGUUUGUUGACGAUCUGCAGUUCAUUAUGAAAUCUCGAACGCUCGCUUACUAAAAAUGAGAAAGUUUUGCUUAAUUGUCGCUCGGUUUACGCAAUUUUGUUACAGAUACGAAUUCAUUAAAAUUUCAAGUUCACGAUUGGAAUUCUGUCUUAAAAAAUAAUUCCCAUUAAUUAUUAGGAAUGAAAGUAAAUGUAGGUGUAGUUCAGUAUAAAUAAGCGCAAGUUUUGAGUAGUGAUCAGUUCAGUUCGGUGUCUCACAAAUAUACCAAAUAUGUUCUUCAAGCUUGCUUUGAUCGCAUGUGCUGUUGUGGCGGCGUAUGCCCAACACCAUCAUGGAGCGUCGUCUUACGCUUCGCUCAAUUUGGGUUAUGGGCACCACGUUGAGCACGCAGCUCCAAUUCACCACCACGCAGCUCCAAUUGCCUAUCACCAUGCGGCUCCUCUGAUCCACCACGCUGCUCCCAUCGUCCACCACGCCGCUCCUCUCGUUGCUCACGGACAUGCCGCACACCACGUCGACUAUCACGCACACCCGAAAUACGAAUUCAACUAUGGCGUAUCCGACGCUCACACACACGAUAUCCACAGCCAACACGAAGUACGUGACGGAGACGCGGUCCAUGGAGAAUACUCCCUUCACGAAGCCGAUGGUACCGUCCGUACCGUAAAGUACACAGCCGAUGACAAGAACGGUUUCAACGCAGUCGUUGAGCGAUCUGGACACGCUGUUCACCCAGAAACCCACGCCAAAGUUGCGCUUGUAGGACAUCAUGGUGGUCAUCAUCAUUAUUAAUACGCCAUGAACUAAAUCAAUAUUGUUACCAUUGUUAUUCUUCAUU
Messenger RNA from Photinus pyralis (common eastern firefly), 1006 nucleotides. Its product is annotated as cuticle protein 19-like. Bases 439 to 960 code for a protein of 173 amino acids. The transcript is spliced from 4 exons. The record is from RefSeq and is a predicted model, not a curated record. Gene Ontology annotation, cellular component: extracellular matrix. Lineage: Eukaryota; Metazoa; Arthropoda; Insecta; Coleoptera; Lampyridae.